UUUCUGCGCUAGUAGGUCUAGCCUAGGGGUUUUUUAAAAGAGAAAACUACAGGGCCUAUGCAUAGGAAGGAUUGUGUUUAGGAUUAAAUUCUAGCCUAAUGUGUUGUAAGAGAUAAAAUAAAUAUAACAGCCCGAUUGUUUAUCUAUUCAACAAGUGACGUGUUGACAGUCCGGUGAUGACACUGUUAUUGUUUCAUGACUCAUGGGAAGGAUGGUGUCAGUCUUAUUGGCAUAAAGCAACACAUUUAAUUCUAGGGGCCAAGAGUUUAGACCUACUAGGCUAGAAUGUCAGUGGACCUUGUAUGACAAUUGAACGCAAGCAUUGGGAUUUAAAACGAAAAGUUGUUAAUUGAUUUUAAAAGCAUGGCUUGGCCGCGGUGCUUUCAGUAUAUCACGUUUGAGUCGUUUUUGCUAACGCAUAGCCGUUACGAUGAUUUUCUUCUUCCCAUGUGGACGGACAGCGCCCUGCUGUACGCCGUGUGGUCAUCGCUGUGCAGCCUCUACGGUCUGUGCGUCAUCUUCUACAGCGGGACCGGCACCGGCUACGGCGUCAAGAUACUCAUCUGGCUAACCUACUGGUCGUUUUUCUGCCUGACCGCCCGCUUCAUCUGCACCGCCGUCAACUGCUGGUUCUACAUCUUCAACCAGAGGUCAACAAAGAACAACAGCAGAGCGGGGGAGGAUGACGUGUUCAGUAUUAGCGACGGCGACCAGUCAAUAAACAAUAACGGAAGUUAUUCCCCCAUGCACGUGGUGGAAAUCAAAACAGCGCGUGGCUACCGGGAGCUAGAGGUCAAUGACGAGCUUCCGGCGGGGAUUUCGAGCCAGUGGUUUCUGCAGAACGUCACCAACGCCACGUCGAUACUGGUAACGGCGAUGUUUUGGGGUAUCGUGUAUUCAGGAAAUCCUCAGACGUACAUGAGCAUAAACUCGCAUGUGCUGAACUCAUUACUCGUACUCUCAGACAUUAUGUUAAACAGGGCACCAAUCAGAAUCCAGCAUGCUCACAUGCCAGUCAUCUUCCUCAGCAUCUACAUCACCUUCACCCUUAUCUACUGGGGCGCAGGGGGCACCAAUCACAAAGGGCACAUGUACAUCUACCGAGUACUCGACUACUCUGGCAGGCCUGGCACGGCAGCCAUCGCUAUAUGUGUCGUGGCUUUAAUAGCUGUCCCACUCAUCCAGGUUUUCCUGUAUGGGCUCUAUCGUUUGAGGACGGCUUUACAUGCGCGGUGGAGGACAACACGAGUCUACCUACAAAAUCAUAACGACAAAUCUUUGCCUGAUUCAAAACAAGAAACAAACAACACUUUUACUUAUAAAAAAGAAAAUGGGGAACAAUUUACUUGUGAGUUGAAUUCAGAAGAUAGCUUAUCUUAAUACAACUUUAGAAGCUUGUAAGCAAUUAAUAGCUUAAAUUAUGAUCAAAGUUAUUGAUAAUUUAAAUAACAAAAAAAAAGGAUUUGUUUGAAAUGUGACAGUCAAAUUAUUAACUG
Molecule: messenger RNA, 1496 nt
Organism: Physella acuta
Lineage: Eukaryota; Metazoa; Mollusca; Gastropoda; Physidae
Product: protein rolling stone-like
Cellular component (GO): membrane
Source: RefSeq, a predicted model, not a curated record